Molecule: messenger RNA, 1863 nt
Organism: Physeter macrocephalus (sperm whale)
Lineage: Eukaryota; Metazoa; Chordata; Mammalia; Artiodactyla; Physeteridae
Gene: GIMAP5
Product: GTPase, IMAP family member 5
Exons: 3
Coding region: 393-1316 (307 amino acids)
Cellular component (GO): endoplasmic reticulum
Molecular function (GO): GTP binding
Source: RefSeq, a predicted model, not a curated record
GGUCUACGUGCUUGUGCGCAGCAUGUAGUUAACUUCUUCCGCCUAGUAGGGGUUUCAGUAUCUGCAAAACAGCUCAAAGGACAUGGCUCAGAAUAUUAUCUAUAGCCCUUGAGGAGGAGCUAAACGUCCUUGACUUUGUUUAAUGGCUAAAAUACUAUUAUUUUGUCUUGCUUGACUGUUUUCCUUUCUGCAUUUUCUCACAUUACGAUUAAAUUUAUCCUUUGACUAAAGUUUUUUUUUACAGACAAAAGGCAGGUGGAGGACAUGAGCGGGGGUUUAUUCUGGGACGGCCUCAUAGGGUCCUGCUCGGUUACAACAUGUGGUGUUUUGCGUCGGAUGUCACAUCCGACUCCAGUACGAACGAUCUCUGCCUGUUUUCCGUCUAGACCAAAAUGGAGGGCCUUCAGAAGGGUGGAGAAGACACCUGCAUCAAAGGUGGAGGAGAAGAGAGCUUAAAUCCAGGAUCAUUUUGGUUAAGGAUCAUCCUGGUGGGUAAAACAGGCAGCGGGAAAAGUGCCACCGGGAACAGCAUCCUGUGCCAGCCAGCGUUUGAGUCCAGGCUGGCGACCCAGUCGGUGACCAGGAAGUGUCGGGGGGCAACGGGCACGUGGAACGGGAGGAGCAUCCUGGUGGUGGACACGCCCCCCAUCUUUGAGGCGAGGGCCCAGGACCAAGAGGUGUACGAGAACAUCGCGGACUGCCACCUGCUCUCGGCCCCGGGGCCUCACGUGCUGCUGCUGGUGACCCAGCUGGGGCGCUUCACAGAGCAGGACGUGGUGGCCGUGACCGGGGUGAAGGAGGUCUUUGGGGCGAGAGCCCUGAGACAUACGGUCCUCCUCUUCACGCACAGGGAGGACUUAGCGGACGGGUCCUUGCAUGACUACGUAGCAAACACAGACAACCUCAGGCUGAGGGGCCUGGUCCGGGAGUGCGGGCAGAGGUACUGCGCCUUCAACAACCGGGCCUCCGGGGACGAACAGAGGCAGCAGCUGGCCGCGCUGGCGGCCGUGGUCGAGGGGCUGCAGAGGGAGCACCGGGGCGCCUACCUCAGCAACGACCUCUUCUUUGAUGCCCAGCGGCUCCAGCAGGGCGGGGGCGACCCCCGUGGAGAAGGUCACGUGCGCUACCUGGCCAGGGUGCGGUCGCACGUGGCAAAGCAAAGGCGAGACCUGAGAGAGGCCCAGAGGAACCGUGUCUUCAAGGCGCUCCUCCAAGUCAAAACCUGGGUCGUGGUGCAUUAUGAGCUCUGUGUUUGUCUUGUUUGGUGCAGCUUACUUUUUCUUCUUAUUCUGCUGAUCAUCUGGUAUCAUCUUUAAUUCUCUGUCUCAUCUGUUUGUCAGAGCCUUUUCUAAAGUAUCACUUCAAGGAUUCAUUGUUCGUUUCAGAAACAAAUUCUGUUGGUCGGCAGAGGACAUGGUUUGUCAUCCCUGCGGCUCCCAUCUUCCUUGUAGAUUUCUGGCUUGGUUCACGCCUUCACCAGUCCCUCGGUGAAGCCACGUGCCUCAGAAGAUGACAGUGGCUCAGUUCGAGGCAUGCCUGGCUGGUCUAUAUACAAUCUCAUUUCCUUUGUAGUGAGCAGCUCAGGCAUCGGCCUGAGACCCAAUUCAGGCCAAUGGGAAGGGAGAAAAAGUCUGCAGAGGUGGGGCCAGAAGGUUUCUCCUGGCCCAGGAGAGACCCCCCAUAGAGAGACAGUCUCUUCCUCCUCUGAGCAUUGUGGGACCGGAGUGUAAUGCUCGGAAUGACAGCAGCCGUGUGGCUACCGACCCGAGGAUGAAGCCGUGCCGAAUGAUGGAGUCGACCCGAGCCACCCACUCAACCGCCCUGAAGCUUGCACUAUCUCUGGACUUCCAGUAUGUCAGCCAA